AUGAAUAGCUGCCCGAAGUAUAUGAAAGCAUACGAAGCGGUAGUAAAAAUGGUUACACAUAGAUUCAAUUCCAAAGCAGUUCGUAAUUAUCAUCAACCCCAAGGUUUGAACAGAACUUUGAUAACUCGCAAUGUAGCCAGAGUUAGGGGUAUGGUUCCUUCAACGAGAGCAGGCGUAGGAUCAUAUAAGAGUUCAAGUAGCAAGUUAAUGAAUAAACUAGGUAGACGAAAAACAUGGAUGAAUGAAUUUCCACAUUUUUAUUCUUUGCAUAAGAUCGCAUAUUCCUCUAACGAUAAGUUAAAUGAGGAAAUCCGAGAAUAUUUGAAAAUAUUGGAAGCAGAUUAUCAUUCCAUCCAUGAAAAAAGUACAGAAUUACUGGAUAAGAAGCUAAAAGUUGUCGACGACGAAUGGGUUCAGAAAAUCGGGCGUAUUCCUGAAGCAUCAAAGGAUGACGAAGAGAAAAACCUAAGGAAGCAGUAUUUGGCAAAUGUAAAUGACGUGAAAAACGAACAUAUACCUAUGAUGAAUUGCCAACCUGGUAGUUCCCAGUUCACAUAUCUUUGUAACACAAUUAAGCUAUUAUCAUCUAACAAGACAAUUUGUUUUGCUAUUGAUGUAGAAGCUUUUGAAUUUGAUACAGACAUUGUUACGGAGAUUGGUAUUUCCAUAUAUGACCCGAGAGAGAACAUACAUUCUUUGACGCCGAUUAUCAGGAGCUAUCACCUAAUUGUUGCUGAGGCGUUACCAUUAAGAAACAAGAAAUUUGUAUGCGACUUUAAAGAUUGCUUUUUACUUGGAGAGAGUCUCGUGCUACCAUUGGAGCAGUGUGUGGAAUUCAUUCAAUCGUUGAUUAAUUUUUAUAUGAAAUGUGAGACAGAGCAAGAUUUAACCUGGGAAAGAGCGUUUGUCGGCCAUAGUAUAGCAGGGGAUAUUAGGUGGCUAAAGAAAAUUGGAGUUCAUAUACCUGAGCUGGAUAACGAACUUACCAAAGCGGCAGACCCAGUAGAGAGCAAAGGGGAUGAAAGGCACGCCAAGAUGCUUGACACAGGGAAAAUCUAUAGCAUAUGUUAUGGUAAGAAGGGUAGCAGUUUAGGUAAACUACUAAGACUAUUUCACAUGCCACACGCAUUUUUGCAUAACGCAGGUAACGAUGCAUAUUAUACGUUGCUCUUGAUACUAAAGUUAGGAGACUAUAACUUCAGAAGGCAAAUUGGUGCUGAUGAUUUGGAGACAAUGGGACAUAGAAUAAGAGAAUGGUUCAAACGUGAAAAGGAUGAACCCAAAGUUGUGCCAAUGUCGUACGUUCUUAGCGUGAUGAACGCGAACAAUAGCAAUUCUAAAGUUAUCGAUAAGGGAAGAAAGAAAACUAAGGAUCUUGUUCCACAGACUGAAUUUAGUGGAUCGCAGUGGUUUCAAAACGCCCGUGCAGCAUUCAAAAGUACGCUUGUGUGA
Molecule: messenger RNA, 1452 nt
Organism: Saccharomyces mikatae IFO 1815
Lineage: Eukaryota; Fungi; Ascomycota; Saccharomycetes; Saccharomycetales; Saccharomycetaceae
Exons: 1
Coding region: 1-1452 (483 amino acids)
Cellular component (GO): nucleus
Molecular function (GO): nucleic acid binding
Source: RefSeq, a predicted model, not a curated record